GCUCCCGGCGCAGACAUGGCCAAAGGUUUUUACAUCAGCAAGGCGGUGGCGGUGGGGGCGGGGGUGUUAGCCUUGGCUGCCGCCGCUACCGUCGUGGCACUGGCCGUGGUCUACGCGCAGGAGAAGAAUAAGAAUGAGGGGUCCGUGGGACCGGACGGCCCGGGGACCACCGUGCCGAGUGGCCCGGGGACCGAUGGGCCGAGUGGUCCGGGGACCACCGUGCCGAGCGGUUUGCGGACCAGCGCCCCGUUGCCCGCCGAGCCCUGGCAGCGGUACCGGCUGCCCACCUCCCUUCAGCCGUUGCACUACCAGGUGAGCCUGUGGCCACGGCUGGAGCCCGAGGCCGGAUCCCCGCUCCGCUACUUCUUCACCGGCAGCUGCUCGGUGCUGUUCCACUGUCAGCAGGCCACCGACAUGAUCCUGCUGCACAGUAACCAGCUGACGCGGCAUGGACCGGAGCUCACUCGGGUGUGGGACCAGAACGAGAAGCUGCUAACCGUGAAAAACAACUGGCUGGAGAAGGACACCCAGUACCUGGUCAUUAUCCUGGCAGCCCCGCUCACCGCCGGCAAAAACUACAGUCUCUUCAUCGAGUUCGAGGGACCGCUAGCCGACGACCUGAAAGGUUUCUACCGGAGUCAGUACAAGGACGAGACGGGACAGACCAGGAUCAUCGCCACCACCCAGAUGCAGCCGACCGACGCCAGGAAAGCCUUCCCCUGCUUCGACGAGCCAGCGAUGAAGGCCACGUUCACCAUCAGCCUGCUCCACGAACCGAAGAACACGGCAUUGUCCAACAUGCCCAUAUUGGAGAAUAAAAAUUUGACUAUUAAUAAUGUCGUCUGGACCAACACCACCUUUGAAACAACUCCCAAGAUGUCCACAUAUCUCCUUGCUUUUAUUGUUUGUGAUUUUGGUUACAUUGAGCAAGCGACAGAUAAACCUUUGAUCCGCAUAUGGGCUCGAAAGCAAGCGAUUAAUGAAGGACAGGGAAACUAUGCCCUCAAUGUCACAGGGCCAAUCCUCACAUUUUUUGCAAAAUAUUACAGAGUCGCCUAUCCGCUUCCAAAAUCAGACCAGAUUGCCCUUCCUGACUUUAAUGCUGGUGCGAUGGAGAAUUGGGGGCUGGUCACUUACCGCGAGACAGCACUUCUGUACGACCCAAAAGUGUCUUCCAACGGGAACAAGGAGAGAGUGGUCAAGGUGAUAGCACAUGAGCUGGCUCAUCAGUGGUUUGGAAACCUUGUAACUGUGAAAUGGUGGAAUGACCUGUGGCUGAAUGAAGGCUUUGCCUCUUAUGUUGAAUACCUGGGUGCAGAUUUUGUUGAACCAAAGUGGAAUGUGAAAGAUUUAACUGUGUUGGACGACGUUUACCGAGUGUUCGCCAUUGAUGCUUUGGCCUCAUCUCACCCGCUCUCGUCCAAAGAGGAUGAGGUUAACACACCUGCAGAGAUCAAUGAGCUCUUUGAUGCCAUUACAUACAGCAAGGGCGCCGCUGUUCUGCGGAUGUUGUCUGACUUCCUGACGGAGCCUAUCUUCGUGAAUGGGCUGAGCAGCUACCUUACUGAAUUUUCAUAUGGGAACACAGUAUAUGACGACCUCUUUGAUCAUCUUCAAAAGGCUGCAGAGGGCAAUGUCACAUUGCCAAACACAGUGCAUGAAAUUAUGAGUCGAUGGACACUGCAAAUGGGGUUCCCAGUGGUUACCAUUGACACGAUAACAGGAAUCGUCAAACAGAAUCAUUUCCUCCUUGAUCCAAAUUCAACCGUGACCCGUCCCUCAAACUUCAACUAUGUCUGGUUCGUGCCGAUUAGGUGGAUGAAACGAACCACAGUGCAGGACUUAACCUGGUUAAUGAAAAGUGAAGACACCAUACAAGAGAUGAGUUACACAGCGGACAACUGGAUCUUGGCAAACCUUAACGUUGUGGGAUAUUACCGAGUGAAUUACGAUGAGAGGAACUGGAACAACCUUGUUAAACAGUUGAAUAAUAACCAUGAGGUUAUACCGGUCAUAAACAGAGGCCAGAUAAUUGCUGACUCCUUCAAUCUCGCAAGAGCUCAGUACCGUACUACCACAGCAGCACUGAAUACAACCAGUUACCUGCACAAGGAGCGAGAAUAUAUUCCCUGGCAGGCAGCGCUGGAUAACCUGGCUUACAUUAGGAUCAUGUUUGACCGCAGUGGUGUUUUUGGAAACAUGGAGAAAUACCUGCUUCAGCAGGUGUCCCCAUUGUACGACUACUUUGCAAAUAUUACUGGAAACUGGACAACGCCUUCUGAAGGCCACAUGGAUCAGUACAAUGAGAUUGUUGCCAUGAGUGUGGCCUGUAGUUAUGGGCACCAGGACUGUCAGAACAAAGCACAGGUGCUUUUCAAGCAAUGGAUGAGCAACAACAGCAGUAAUCCGAUCCCACUGAACCUGAAGUCGACAGUUUACUGCAAUGCAAUAGCAUUAGGGGGAGAAGAGCAGUGGGACUUUGCAUGGAAAAUGUUCAAGGAAGCCACAAUUGCCACGGAGUCGGAUACGCUGCGAUAUGCUCUGGCCUGCACCAAAACAACAUGGCUGCUGAAUCGCUACCUUGAAUAUACGUUGCAGCCGGACAUGAUCAGGAAGCAGGAUGCCACCUCCACCAUUUCUGCCAUUGCUCGUAACGUGGUUGGCCAGUCCUUGGCAUGGGACUUUAUAAGAGCACAGUGGUCAUUCAUCUUUCAGCAGUAUGGUGGAGGCUCCUUUUCCUUCUCUUCGCUGAUAUCCAGUGUGACAGAAAGAUUUUCAACAGAGUUUGAGCUCAGUCAGCUCAAACAGUUCCAGAAGGACAACGAGCACAUUGGAUUUGGUUCUGGAUCUCGGGCGCUUGAGCAAGCCAUGGAGAAAACAAAGGCCAAUAUCAAAUGGGUGGCAGAAAACAAGAUUCCUGUUAAUGACUGGUUUAUCAAUGCCGUGCGUCAAAGUCCUUAACUGAAAGGCCAUUAGGAAAUGUAAAUAUGAGCUGACGAUGACAAGCACUGGAAGGAUUACAAGAUCUAACUCCAGCGGAGAAUGUAUUGUAUAUAAAAUGACAGGAAACUUUGGAGUCGGAUGCCAAGCCAUAUCUGAGUAAUGAUCUAUGAAAUAGUGAACUCAGACUGUGAUAACCACUAAAGUGAUGUGUACCCUGUCCUUCCCAUAUUGCAAGACUACUAUGCCAAGAUAUUGUGUUGAUUCAAUUUUAUGGUACAGGUUCUAAGACCUGGUGAAUCAUUUAUGCCUCAAUUAUUAAUCCAAAUAAUUAUUUUCAUUCUGGGUUGAGGAUGAUUACAUUUGUCACUGGUGCUACCUUCAGGGAGGGCAAAAAUAUAUUAUUUCUAUAUUGUUUCUGAAUUGGAAAAAAAAUCUGUUUACUCAAUUCAGAAUGUGAUUAUUGAAAGAGAAAAUACCUCUGGCAAUUCUGUUAUCAGGACUAAUCUAUAAAGAAAAGAUGCAUGACUUCUGUCGGAAUUCAGUGGGUCACGCAGCAUUUGUGGAUUUAAGGUCGACACAAAAUCAACUCAGCGGGACAGGCAGCAUCUCUGGAGAAAAGGAAUAGGUGAUGGUUUGGGUCGAGACCCUUCUUCAGCCUCAAAUUCAGGAUUAAAUUGGACAACGGAUGUUAUGAGUCAGGACUACUACAGAAUGAAGUCAUAGUCUGAAGAAGGGUCCCAAUCCAAAAUGUUGUCAGUCCAUUUCCUUCCACGGAUGCUGCCUGACCCACUGAGUUCCUCCAGAACUUUGUGUUUUGCUCAAGAUUCCAGCAUCUGUGGUCUCGUGUGAAACAAUCAAGUCUAUGCACUGAAGAAGGGUUUCGGCCCGAAACGUUGCCUAUUUCCUUCGCUCCAUAGAUGCUGCCGCCCCCGCUGAGUUUCUCCAGCACUUUUGUCUACCUAAUUCUAUGCACUGUCCACUGCAACAGCACACAGUUAAAACUUCAACUGCAAGUGAAAGCAACUUCCCAAGUAACAUUCUCAACAUUCCUGAAAAAUGCCACACACAUGUUUUAAAGAUUUGCUUCAUCCUGUGUGCCAAUAGCAAUCCCUCUGUACCUACUUGUUUACUAUGCUGCACCGUGCAGAAUUAAGGGAAGAAACGAAAGCCAUUCUUUGUUUUUACUGCAACAGUCAGAGUACCUAUUGGGAAACUACAGGGGGAAUAGAAUCUGCAUCUGUAGCAAUGUCAUCAAUGUUCAUUAUGUUUUUUUUCUCAAUAAAAAUUAACAUUCAAAAUUCCUCAAAAGCAUUGAUAUCAUGAAGUGUUAUUUAUUGCCGAGUCUGAUUCAGAUUAGUCGUGUACACCAGGGUGAAAUUAAAUUUCUUGUUCACAUGAAGCUCACAGUAAAAAAUAUAUUAAAAGCUAUGUCAAAUGCAAAUGUUGCUAGUUGUAGUGCAAUGCAAUAUAGUGAAAAACAAACAAGAUACAAG
Leucoraja erinaceus (little skate) is the source of this 4436-nucleotide messenger RNA. Its product is annotated as aminopeptidase Ey-like. Gene Ontology annotation, biological process: peptide catabolic process; proteolysis. Gene Ontology annotation, cellular component: cytoplasm. The coding region runs from base 16 to 2961 and encodes 981 amino acids. NCBI's taxonomy places the organism in Eukaryota, Metazoa, Chordata, Chondrichthyes, Rajiformes, Rajidae. Gene Ontology annotation, molecular function: zinc ion binding; metalloaminopeptidase activity; peptide binding. The record is from RefSeq and is a predicted model, not a curated record. The transcript has 20 exons.